Varanus komodoensis (Komodo dragon) is the source of this 2604-nucleotide messenger RNA. Its product is annotated as C-C chemokine receptor type 5-like. The record is from RefSeq and is a predicted model, not a curated record. Gene Ontology annotation, biological process: inflammatory response; immune response; G protein-coupled receptor signaling pathway. Gene Ontology annotation, molecular function: chemokine receptor activity. The transcript is spliced from 2 exons. NCBI's taxonomy places the organism in Eukaryota, Metazoa, Chordata, Lepidosauria, Squamata, Varanidae. The coding region runs from base 173 to 1240 and encodes 355 amino acids. Gene Ontology annotation, cellular component: cytoplasm; membrane.
AGUUCAGGAGAAUGAGUUGCUGACUGCUUAAGAGCAAGAUUGACACUACAGCUGGCAAAGGAAAGAAGAAGACCAGCUGGGUGGCUUGGUCUGCAGCAGAUACUGUCAUUUUGACACUUCCUCUGCACCCAAAGAAGGCCAGCAGGGCUUCUGCUGGCACCCAGGAAACAAAAUGAACACCACCAUGUAUACAGAUUACAAUGCAGUCAGCACAACAUAUGAUUAUGAUGUAUUUGAACCAUGUGCAAGUGACGAUGUCCAAGCAUUUACUUCUACUUUCCUGCCAACACUUUACUCUUUAGUGCUGAUAGUUGGCCUGCUGGGCAAUGCACUGGUUGUGCUGACCCUCAUCCGAUUCAAGAAACUGAAGAACAUGACUGAUAUCUACCUGCUCAAUUUAGCCAUCUCGGACUUGCUUUUCAUUUUCUCACUCCCAUUUUGGGCUUAUUUUGCAGCAGAUGAAUGGGUGUUUGGAGAUACAAUGUGCAAAAUCCUCUCUGGAAUCUACCUGGCAGGGUUCUACAGUGGAAGUUUCUUCAUCAUCCUUUUGACCAUUGACCGAUACCUGGCAAUUGUUCAUGCAGUGCUUGCAUUAAAGACUAGGACGGUUGCCUAUGGUAUCUUAACAAGUGUCAUCACAUGGGGAAUAGCAUUUUUAAUCUCUGUGCCUGAGCUAAUGUUCAAACAAGUACAAAAGCAAAACAAUCGCUUAACUUGCACUCUUCAUUUCCCACCAGAACUUCACAUCCAUAUGAACCAGUUUAUGACACUGAAAAGGAACCUUAUAGGUCUGAUCCUUCCAAUGGUUAUUAUGACUUUCUGUUAUGCAAGGAUCAUAGGCACCCUGAAGAGGUGCAAGAGUGAUAAAAAGAACAAAGCAGUUAGACUGAUUUUCAUCAUCAUCAUUGUGUAUUUCAUCUUUUGGGCUCCAUACAACAUCGUUCUUCUACUAUCCACGUUCCAAGAAGCAUUUUCCCUUAGCGAGUGUACUAGCGUAAGUAAUUUAGGUAUAGCAGUGCAAGUGACAGAAACCUUAACAAUGGCCCAUUGUUGUGUCAAUCCUGUGAUCUAUGCUUUUGCUGGUGAAAAGUUCAGAAAAUUUGUUUUCAGCUUUUUUCGAAAGUAUCUUGCUCACAGUCUCACAAAAAAUUGCCGAUUUUUGUAUAGUGAGUCCGUUAGCCGUGCUAGCUCUACAUACUCCCGUUCUACUGGGGAGCAAGACAUUUCAGCUAUGUUUUAAGAGAUUCCAGAGAGAAAUUAACCCACAUGUGGGCUCAGCUUUCCAGACUGUCUUGCCAGCUGGGCUGCAGGAACACAAUUGAAGGAUGGAGCUACUUGUGACAAGGCAGCUUUUGGGUCAGAGACAAAAUCUGGUUUCCAUGCACCUUUUCUUUGAUUAUCUCAUUUGUGGAACUGCACGAUAAAGCCAUCUGAUGGGCCCGGCCACUGGAGCUAUUGUAAACUUCAUCAGGGCUUCUGAAAACAGAAAGAAUGAAGCCCUUGCUCAAGCUCUUCAUACACAUUCUUCUCUGCAAUAUUUGAAAUGCAUCUGCAUGUACAUUUUAAGGCAGAACAAAAGUGUGGCAAAUUUGAUCCAAUAUGAAUGGUGCCAUGAGACUGAUGCUUUCUUGCAGUAAAUGACUAUCCCUUAUGGAAAUUGCACAAAUUAGUUCUCCUUGGUGAACAUGUUCACAUCACAUUAACCUAGCAUGCCAAAAUAAUUAAAGCAUUGGACUGGAAUUCUGGAGAUGAAACUCACUGGGUGACUGUGGACCAGCCUAAUCUACCUCAAGGAGUUGAUGUGAGGAUAAAAUGGAAUGGAAGAGAACUGUGUAAGCCACCAUGGUUCAUUCCAGUUUUGGCUUUGGGACUAAAACUGCCUUGGUUGCCUUGUACAAUGACCUGUCCUGGGAGAGGAACAGGAGGAAUGUAUCCCUCAUUUAUUAUAUGUUUUAACAUGCUAUUUUAAUUGUUCUGCUUUGUUGUGAGCCAUUUUGAGACCUGUUGGUAUAGAUGGGAUAUAUAAUGAGAAGCGAUGCUGAAAUGUGGAAACCUUAAAACAAACUGUUGGUUCUCCAUGGUGAUUCAUGGUAAGCAAUUGUGCCACAUUUCAACAUGUUUCCGGUAUUCACACCUAACAACAAGCCAUUCCUGCUAUGUCUUGUCAUUGUGUGUGAAUACAGCCUUUGAAUGAAGGGGGUGUGAAUUCUCAUGUACUCCUUUCUUCUGCGCAAAAAGCCUUUGGUUUCUCCUGAUAUCUUGUUUUCUGACAGUUGUCAAAGGAGGAGGUGAAAACAAUUUGGAGAUACUUUUGGGUAAUGUCCAGGUUCAGCAUUUGUUGCACCCUGGCAGUAGUCCUCCUUCCCACUGGACACUUUGCCUAGUCAAGAUUUCAUAUUCCCACACUUGUGGCUAAUUUUUUGUGUGCAUAAAAAGGACGGGGGGGGGGGUGUUUUGACAACCACAAGCCUUUCCAAGGUGCUGCCUGAGCAUUCUGAAGGCGCUGUAAGUGGCUGUCAAGACAGAGGUUGUGAAAACUGCCUUGACAGCCUUCUUUUGUUAUUUCCAGGAAAAAAUAUAUGGAAAAUAUAUAAAUAUAUAUAG